ACUUCUCCCUCCCUUCCCCCCACCCCUCUCCCUCUCUCUCUCGAGCCCCGCGCUGCUGCUUCUCCUUCUUCUUCUUCAUUUCUAGAGAGAGAGAGAAAGACAGAAUCAGAAUCCUCGCUGACCACAGAGAGAGAGAGUGUGUGUGUGUGUGUGCGUGCGAGCACGCACCUGAAGCAAAGCUUGCAGCAGAAGCGUGAGCUGGAAGAAGUCUUGCUGCUCGGAGCUCGGACGAGGUGAGCAAGGAUGCCGGUCUUCGCCGGUAAGCAGGUGGUGCCGGUGGACUACGAGGUGGAGGUCUCUCAGCGCCUGCUGGAGGCCUCGCUAGCCGGCGAUCUGGACUCCGCCCUCCAGUGCAUCGCCGAUCCGUCCGUGGACGUCAACUACGUCGGCGCCGUCAGCCUGAAGACCCGCCGCACCGACGUUGUCCCCCGGGGCGAGUCCGCCAGCGAGGUCCGCGUGGAGUACGAGGAGUUCAGGACGGACGUCACCGCGCUCUUCCUCGCCGUUCACGCUGGCAACGUGGCUCUUGUGAGGAAGCUGCUGAGCAUCGGAGCUGAUGUGAACCAGACACUCUUCAAAGGCUUUGCGACGACAGCAGCAGUACGCGAGGGCCACCUUGAGAUUUUGGAGAUCUUACUGAAAGCUGGAGCUUCACAGUCCACCUGUGAGGAGGCUCUGUUGGAAGCAUGCAAUCACGGGCAAGCGAGGGUAGUGGAGCUUCUCAUGAGCUCUGAUCUGAUUCGACCUCACAUAACCGUGCAUGCUUUGGUCAUGGCGUCCGGCAGGGGAUUUGUGGAUGUGGUCGACACUCUUAUGCAGUGUGGAGUGGAUGCAUGUGGCACAGCUCGGGUGUUGCUCAAAUCAACUAAGCCAUCUCUCCACAUGAAUGUUGAUUGUAGUGCGAUUGUUGCUGCUGUUGUAAGUAGGCAGGCCAUGGUUGUGCGUCAACUCCUACAGGCUGGUGCAAGAACAGAUAUUGAUGUCAGACUUGGGGCAUGGUCGUGGGACCCAGCUUCAGGAGAGGAGUUCCGGGUUGGUGCUGGACUUGCCGAACCUUAUCCAAUCACGUGGUGUGCAGUUGAGUACUAUGAAUCAAGCGGCUCUAUCUUAUCAAUGCUUCUCAAGCACCUCUCCCCUAACAGCCCUCACUAUGGAAGAACCCUCAUUCACCAUGCCAUCUUAUGUGGAAACUCGGAAGCAGUAAAUGUCCUUAUAAAGUCUGGUGCUGGUAUUGAAACCCCGAUCAAGACAACAAACUUGAAGGCUGGUAAUGUUCGGCCAAUUCACAUGGCUGCUCGUCUCGGCCUUUCCGCGGUUCUCCAGUGCUUAGUUGAUGCAGGCUGCGAUCUGAACUCCAGGACAGAAUUGGGGGACACAGCCCUUAUGAUCUCCGCAAAGUACAAGCAUAAAGAGUGCUUGAAGGUACUGGCAAUGGCUGGUGCUGAUUUUGGGCUAACUAAUGCCUGCAGUCACUCAGUAAGUUCGAUUGCCGGGUCGAACCGCUGGGCCCUUGGUUUCCAGCAAGCGGCGGUAGAAGUACUCCGAUCAGGAAAGAUUCCAUUUUCCAGUGAUUACUGUGUUUUCUCCCCCUUAAUGGUAGCAGCUCAAGUGGGCGAUGCUGAGGCCGUGAAAGUUCUGGUUCAAUCUGAGGCAUUCGACCUCGACUAUCAGGAUGAGAACGGGUUUUCAGCAGUCAUGAUCGCGGCCCUGAAGGGGCAUGUGGAAGCAUUCCGAGCUCUUGUUUAUGCAGGUGCUGAUGUAAGGCUGAGUAAUAGAGCCAGCGAAACCGCAAUCUCCAUAUCGAAAUUAAGUCCCAAUCGGGACCAGUUUGAGAAGGUCAUGUUGGAAUUUGCACUAGAGAAGGGAAGUCUGAACACUGGAGGAUUCUAUGCCCUACACUCUGCAGCUCGCCGAGGAGAUCUUGGGGCAGCAAAACUACUGACAUCCCGAGGGUGUGAUGUUAACAUACUCGACGGAGAAGGGUAUACUCCGCUCAUGCUCGCUGCUCGGGAAGGACACGGGCCCAUCUGCAAGCUUCUCAUAUCAUGCGGGGCCCAUUGCCAUUUUAAGAAUGACCGGGGUGAAACUGCGCUCUUCCUCGCUCAGAAAAAUGGCGGAUCGAAACACAAUGCCGUGGCUGAGAUAUUACUUGACGAGUUUGCCAGGGAAUUAGUAUUAGCUGGGGCACAAGUGCAGAAGCACACAAAGGGAGGUAGAGGUAGUCCUCACCCGAAAGAGAUUAAGAUGGUCAUGCCCUCUGGCGUUCUUCGCUGGGGAAGCUCGAAGGGCAGGAAUGUAAUAUGCCGAGGAGCCGAAGUAGGGCCCAGCAAUGCUUUCCGGAAGAACUGGACAGGGAAGGGUGAUGCUGAUGAGCCAGGGAUUUUCCGAGUGGUGACUACGAAGGACAAGGAGGUUCACUUCGUGUGCGGAGGCGGGAGGGAGCGGGCCGAGCUUUGGGUCCGGGGAAUAAAGCUUGUGACUAGGGAGGCUAUAUGUGGUAAACAGGGGAGCACGUAAAGUACGAGGUUUUGGGUCCUAUAAUGUACAGAUUAUGUCUUUAGAUUUAGAGUGCUUCUCCUCGAAGUGAUUGAUUUGUUAAGCUGCUGUUAUUUGCAUGUAUAAAGGUUCUAUCAUUGGCUCGAAAUGUCCAUUUGAUCAUUUUAAUAGAGAA
Molecule: messenger RNA, 2671 nt
Organism: Punica granatum (pomegranate)
Lineage: Eukaryota; Viridiplantae; Streptophyta; Magnoliopsida; Myrtales; Lythraceae
Source: RefSeq, a predicted model, not a curated record